Messenger RNA from Malus domestica (apple), 519 nucleotides. RefSeq names its product transcription initiation factor IIB-like. Gene Ontology annotation, biological process: DNA-templated transcription initiation; transcription preinitiation complex assembly. Gene Ontology annotation, cellular component: transcription preinitiation complex; nucleus. Gene Ontology annotation, molecular function: TBP-class protein binding. Lineage: Eukaryota; Viridiplantae; Streptophyta; Magnoliopsida; Rosales; Rosaceae. The record is from RefSeq and is a predicted model, not a curated record.
ACCGCUUGCCUCUUUCUUGCUUGCCAGGAAAACCAUAACUCGCGAACAUCCAAUGAAAUUGCCAAGGCUCCCAACGGACCCUCUAGGAAAGAAAUUAACAAAAUGGUAAAGCUGUUGGAGAAAGAGCUGGAGAUCGGUUCCAAAGCUACAGACGCCGAGAACCUUUGGGGGAGAUAUUGCUCGAAUCUUGGUAUGAAUAGUAUUCGAGAUAGGAACGCUGUGGAGGAGACUCUGAAGAAUUUGAAGAAGUUCGACAUAAGAAGAAGCCCGGCAUCUGUCGUGGCAACGGUUUUGUACAUGAUAGCGCUACGUCUUUCGAAUGGCAAAACUAUUGAAGAUGUGCAUCAAGUAACUGAUGUUGCGAUGGGGACAAUUAGGAGCACAUACAAGGAUAUUCUGGCCUUCCUAGUCGGAGAACUUCAACAGACUUCACACCACUCCUGCUUGAAUGUGUUCGAUGAGAGCAAGAAACUGAUCGGACUAGAAUGUUGGGAUAUUUGGCUUAAUUUCCACUUUUAG